Messenger RNA from Prionailurus viverrinus (fishing cat), 2680 nucleotides. RefSeq names its product docking protein 7 (gene DOK7). Bases 85 to 1581 code for a protein of 498 amino acids. Gene Ontology annotation, molecular function: protein kinase binding. Gene Ontology annotation, biological process: positive regulation of protein tyrosine kinase activity; neuromuscular junction development. The record is from RefSeq and is a predicted model, not a curated record. The transcript has 7 exons. Lineage: Eukaryota; Metazoa; Chordata; Mammalia; Carnivora; Felidae.
GCUAUUUUGAAAGUGACCCUGGGCCGGGCGGCCGCGGGGCGGCGGGGAGAGGCGCGGCGGGCGCCGCGGGAACCAUGACAGAAGAUGACCGAGGCGGCGCUGGUGGAGGGCCAGGUCAAGCUGCGGGACGGCAAGAAGUGGAAGACUAGGUGGCUGGUGCUGCGCAAGCCGUCGCCGGUGGCAGACUGCCUCCUGAUGCUGGCCUACAAGGACAAGUCUGAGCGAGCCAAGGGCCUGCGGGAGCGCAGCAGCCUGAUGCUGGAGGACAUCUGCGGCCUGGAGCCCGGCCUGCCCUACGAGGGCCUGGCCCACACGCUGGCCAUCGUCUGCCUGUCCCAGGCCGUCAUGCUGGGCUUCGACAGCCGCGAGGCCAUGUGCGCCUGGGACGCCCGGAUCCGCUACGCGCUCGGUGAGGUGCACAGGUUCCACGUGACGGUGGCUCCAGGCACCAAGCUGGAGAGCGGCCCCGCCACCCUUCACCUCUGCAACGACGUCCUCGUCGUGGCCAGGGACAUCCCUCCGGCUGUCGCGGGGCAGUGGAAGCUGUCUGACCUCCGGCGCUACGGGGCCGUGCCCAGCGGAUUCAUCUUCGAAGGCGGGACCAGGUGUGGGUACUGGGCCGGAGUCUUCUUCCUGUCCUCAGCCGAGGGAGAGCAGAUCAGCUUCCUGUUCGACUGCAUCGUCCGCGGCAUCUCUCCGACCAAGGGCCCCUUUGGGCUGCGGCCGCUUCUCCCAGACCCGAGCCCUGGGGAGACCCCCACGGCGGAGGAGCGAGUGGCCCAGGAGGCCCUGGAGGCCCUGAAGCUGGAGAAGCGGCUCAGCCUCCUCUCCCAUGUGGUCCGGCCGGGGAGCGGAGGGGACGACCGCAGCCUGUCCAGCUCGUCCUCGGAGGCCAGCCACUCGGACGUCAGUGCCGGCAGCCGGCUCACGGCGUGGCCCGAGCAGUCCUCGUCCUCGGCCGGCACGUCGCAGGAGGGCCCGGGGCCGGCGGCCACCCAGGCCCCCGGGGAGGCCGCGCCGGGCGCCUCGAGGCCGCCACCCAAGCCCCUGCGGCCGCGGCAGCUGCAGGAGGUCGGCCGCCAGAGCUCGUCGGACAGCGGCAUCGCCACGGGCAGCCACUCCUCCUACUCGGGCAGCUUCUCGUCCUGCGCGGGCAGCAGCCUGGACGUGUGGCGCGCGGGCGACGAGUUCGGGUCCUCGCUCAGCCUGCCGCCCGCGGCCGGGGUGCCCGACCCCAGCCUGUGCGCCUGCCCGCCGGGGACGGCCGAGUACCAAGUGCCCGCUGCCCUGCGGCCACAUUAUGACACGCCACGCAGCCUGUGCCGGGACGCCAGGGACCAGACCGCCACCGCACAAGGCAGCCCCGACGACGGAGGGGCCGGGGACUUGGGUGGCCAGGCGUCCGCGGGGUGUCCCUCCGGCUGGCUGGGCGCAAGGCGGCGGGGACAGGCGGCGGAGGCCCCGGGCAGCGAGGCCCCCGGCGGGGCCUGGGAAGCAGGCAGUCCCCACGCGGGGCUUCCUCCGGCUUUCUUUUCCACUUGUCCCGUCUGUGGAGGACUCAAGGUAAACCCCCCUCCCUGAGAGCCGUGGCCCAGGCCCGCUGCUGCGGGGGCUGGUUCGUCUCUCCCGACAGGAGGGGAGGGGGCGCCUUUGUGCUGCUGGCGGAGCCAGCCGCUGUGUGGCGCGGUGGGGAGGGCACAGCGGCGGCAACCCCAGAGCCUCCUCCUCUCUGGGCGUGAGGCCUGCAGGGGGGGCCCACGGGACUGACCGGGAUGCGGCCGGAAGUACGUUCUGGAAAAGCGGGGCAGGCGGGGGGCUGGCAGAGUCCCAGAGCCCGAGGAUCAGGUGCUGGGGGCACAGGAGGGUGCUGUGUCCUAGGUGGCUCAAGCCGUGCCCUCGGGGUGAGCAAGGCUGGGGGCGCCCCUCGCUGGCCUGUGCCACUGCCUGCCUGCUGGACGGCCAGUCUCACACCUCAGGUCCGUCCCCUCCAGUGCACAGUCACCGCGCCCGACAAAAGUUAGGUCCCCCUGCAGCCGCCGCAGACCCCCAGUUGCCGGGCCAGGAGCACGGCACGUCGUGCGUCCGAGAGCUUUACCGAUCUGCCCCGCCCCGCCCCGCCCCUCCUCUGCAAGGCGGCACCACUGCUGACCCGUCCACCAGGGGAGGAAACUGAGGCUCAGGAGGUACAGGGGCUCGUAGGGUCUGGGUGUCCACGGCUCACCCGCCAGCCUUUCCCUGAAGCCGCAGCCUCCGGGGUGAGGGCUGGGCCGGGGGGCAGGGUGGUGAUGUCCCUUCCACCAGCUAGCCCGGCAGGGCCAGCUUGCCAGGGGGCCCCUGUGGAAGCUCCAGAAGCUGCACCGUCCUCCCCCGCCACCCCCUGGCUGAGUUCGAGGCUGGAGCUCGGGCCUCCGGGGCCUGUCCCUUGGCAUCCGGAGGGCACGUGGGCGCCCUCCGCGCCUGUCUGCUCGCCUGCAUGGGGUGCGGCUGCGUUGCCUGGUUUGUCCAUCGCUCUGCGGCUUCGUGCACCUGCGAGAGGCGGGGCCUGUGCGGCUCCGGGCUCCGGUUGGCGCCGUCCCGCGCUGUCCGGAGUCACCCCCAUGGGGGGGCAAACAGCUCACCUGUAAAUACGUGGCUUUGUACCUUCACCGUCGGCUGAAGACGUCGGUCGCUCUUACAUUUU